AGAUUGCAACCAAAAAGAACCGGAAAGCAGUCAGUAGUCAACCAGGUUCUCCGCCUCUUUUGGGGAGUGGUCAAUGGCUCGUGACAUACAUCUCUCGCUCAAAAGCUUUAUCCGACCUCGAACGCUCGAUAUGUGGAAUGUCUCGUGAGCAACAGAACGUCGGAGGCGAGGGGAGGGGAGGGGAGGGGAGGCGCAUGGGAACCCUUGACCGAUGUCUGUAACAGACUCUGCCAACUUGUACCCAGUUUCUCGGCUUGCCUCAUCUCAUCAUUCGUUGCGAUGAUACCCAAACGGCCAUAAAGCACGCGUUCCAGUAAAAUGGCCAACAGCUCCAGAACCGGAGAUGCUUUUGCCGAGCAUAUUGGGGGGAGUCCUGUAAUCGACGGCCAGCUGCCGCAGCAGAGGGAGGGAGAGAGGCAUGGCUUUGUUUGCAGCACUUGCUCCACUCUUCUGACUGACUCACUGCUGCAAGACUAUUUAAAACUCGCCGGGUGCUUCUGGACUUCUGAACACAUGGGCUGCAAUCAUUAGCGUUUCAUGUGUCCAAAGUUGGCUGGAUGUCGAGCAGGGGCUGCGACGCAAUUCGAGACUACUGUACAGCAGAGCUAAUGGGACUACUCUACGCGCUAGUCCACAGACCUCGUCCAAUGGUACGUAGGUAGGGAGUCCUGGCGGUGGGCUGAAGCGACUGAACUAGACGUGAACCAUAGCUCGAUGGAACGAAAGGAUCCCCCUUCCGAGUUUCCAGAUUCCAUUCAUGAGUUUCGGCUGCAGCUCACACAGGAAACGACAAAGAAACCAGAUGACUGCCAAUCAUGAAUCGCAGUUGUCGAUUAUCCAGCCUCUCAUCAUUCGGCCUAUAUAGUGUUUGCACAGAAAUAUCUCUCUUCAUGCCAGUGGAAACACGAGAAUGGAAUGGCUGGAAGAGUCUGUCAGACAGCGUGACGAGAAUAUCUAUGAUCCUAGUCUGGUUUAGAUCCCCUGUUCUGCGAGAUCGUAGUCCACCGAAUGAUCGUGACGAGGAUACGUAUAAUUCUGCUACAUCUCGCUUCCGUAUACUCGCUCUGCAAGCAUUAUGAUUGUGUCGUAAUCCGUUGUAAAGCAUCGGAUCUGUGUGUGUGGGCCUUCUGAUCUUGAGGGUUCGGUGAUGGUAUCUGCCGAGACCUGCUAGUCUGUUCAUUUGAGUUCAGUGCUAACGAGAGCACUCGUACUCCCUCCGUCCCUCCCUCCACAUUUAGGACUAUAAAUGUCGUUCGACAUGAAAUUUCGAUGUUCUCAGCUCUGUACGUAAUAAACUCUUGACAGGUACAUCCAUCCAUACGUGCACGACAGGAAUUUGGAAGAAUCACGAAGGAACCUUUUCUGUUUCAUGGCUGGAGACGGCGAUGCCUUUCCAUCUCUGCCCGCUUUCAGUAGGCGGGCGGCUGAUGGGAGGAUGGGGAGGAGGAGAGUACUCGCGCUCACUGCUCCUCGUCAUCCACCUACAAAUUGAGGUCGGUUUUGUUGUUGAAAGCUUCAAGAUACGUCUUCUACGCGAGGCGAGAUCGUGAGCCAAUGGCGGCCGCGCCUUUCCAUCGAGUAUCGCCUCAUCGAGAACGCUGUCCGCCUGCAAAGAUUCGAGCAGCAGCGCAUCUGAUGAGUCCACCCCUCCCGUCCAAUCCUCGAGCAGCCAAAUAUAUUGCUCUGCAGGUUUUGCGCCUCCAUUCCUGCUUUUUCGACGUUACGGUAUUUUCGGGCUCCAGUCAUAUUUUUUUAUAUAUACGGUCACCUUCUUUACGGACGUACACGGUACGUAGAGGUCCGAUGUGUGUCAGUCAUCAUCACGCGAGGGCCAGCUCAGCCCCCAGCUCAGCCCGCAGCCCUCCGUCCAGAGUGACGGGGCUUCUGCCGUGCACGACCUUUGUUUCGUGACCUUCCUUCGAGGGCUGUCGUUGUGGUGUCUGGAAAUCAUGUGCGCUUGGUGCUCGCUGUCUGACGUCGUGACAAGGCUCGCGACCUGAGCAAGAGGAGGACUUGGAGCAAGAGUAAGUCGAGAUGUUGGCUCUAUCACAACCUCUGGUGGUGUAGGGACAGGGAGGGACUCGUGACGCUCGGAUGCUGAUGUCGUUCGAAAGUGCAGUUCAAAGGUGGGCGGAAUGUGCUGCGGAGUGGCCAGAGCUGAGAUCAUUCCAGCCGAGCAUUACGAUUUUCCUGUAUUGGAAUGGUGCGGUGGCUUUCUACAGUUUUUACUUCGAGAAAGCUAGUACUGUACAUUCAAGAGUGCUCCCAUGGCACUGUCCAUCGUUAAAGCCUCUGUCAAAGUACAUCUGAGCUCAAAUCUGUGUGAAAGCAGUCAGUCAGUCAGUCAGUCAGCUCGCGCGACUUCAGGAUUCCGUGAGGCCUGCUAAUUUUCGGUGUUAUACUUUUACAUUCAAUCUGCUUCACAAUCAAGCGGAGAAAUCUAAUCAGCCUACCACUCCUGGCAUCUAUAGUCCUCCGGUGUUCAAGCUCAGAGACAUCCUCCUGAGUCUUCGUUCGGGUACGGUACUGUAGAGCCCGUGGACUCUUCCGUUCUCAUGUGUCCUCCACUUUCUGCUUGUGAUUUUAUUUGAUACCUUGGCCCCCAAUGCCAACAACAGCAGCUGCUUUGUAGGGAACAAGCCAGCCCGCGAUUGUGGUUUUCAGCUUCUUGAGGCUUGUCUUAAGGCUUGUGACAACAAAGGGCUGGACCGACGGCAGCAAGGAGACAAACCCUCGAGCUCUGCUUGUGAUUACCAUGUGCUCGUACUUUCUCAAGCAUAUAGUCAGUCCAACAUAGAUUGUUCUGUCAUCGAAUUCCAUCUUUAAGAUGCUUAUCGAGUGGCAAAGCGCUAGAAUUUGAAAGUCCUGAACAAAACAACUAACCAGUCAAUGAAGGAACGUACAAGGAACACCGGAUACUCAAUCUGGCAUGUACGUUUCUAGUGACGUAAGAGGGGUCCAGCCUGAGGUUUCGGAUAUUCGAAAUGAUUAGUGAAGUAGAGCUUGGACAGACUCCAUACAUUGAGUUCUGGAAUAUAACAGGGCCAACAGGCAGGCCCAAGUUGAUUACAGUAGUCAGGCCAGAGUGGUUUCAGACUCCAAGCCCUCUUUUUUAUACCGCGGAUAAUAACGCUAGAGACGAGGGUCAAGGUACAUCGUAAGUUGCUAACCUCAAUCUGGGAACGUCAAUGUGAUACACACCACUGGAGGGUAUGGUGGAGAAACAAGUAUAAAGUCUUUUCCAUUGAGCAUGGUGCUUGGGCAUUCCCAAAAAAUUCUGUAACUUGUAUAAAGGUUCCCGCAGAUAGGCUUCAGCUCAGCUAUCUGAUGCUGAUUUCGAAUUAGCAGAUCACCUCGCCAGUCGAAUCCCAGAAAAGAAGAAGACUGACUGUAUUUGUUUGAUGUG
Molecule: messenger RNA, 3406 nt
Organism: Marchantia polymorpha subsp. ruderalis
Lineage: Eukaryota; Viridiplantae; Streptophyta; Marchantiopsida; Marchantiales; Marchantiaceae
Source: the annotation of a GenBank genome assembly